AUUCAUUCCAGCGGGGAGCUGACGGAGUCGCGCCAUGAGCAAAGAUAUCCGGAGCAUCGUGCCCUUUGCGGUCGGGAUCCUCUUCUUUGUGAUUUAUUUCACCGUUCUCUUGGUUCGUUUCGAGGACACCCUAUUGGCUCCGCCCACCCAGCGGGUGGCGCGCGACGUCUCUGUGGUCAGAUUACCACGGCUCUACUUUUGCCCCGCCAACCGCUUCAAGCAGGCCCGCAUGAUUUGGAGUUCUUAUGAAUGUUCCCUGAGCUACAAACUGGAAAAUGACCAGUGCAGCGCUCGGAUCCAGCACUAUGGUGGCGAUGAGCCACAGGUUUUUCGGCAUGGUGCCAACUGGUCUUCAGCCUGCCUGGAGUUUGGCACUCAUCGAAUCGGUGUGAAGCAGGAGCACAGCGCAGCAUGGAAUGAGAUUUCGCUGAAAGCAGCGUUUCUGCUUCCAGUCCAUGGCUUGCUCGAGGAUGUCUUCGAAGAGGUUGAGCUGGGGUAUUUGCCAAGGGAGUGGGAAGUCGGUGACGCACCAUCCACCAUUGAGCACUACUAUGCACCUCUGAUCCGAGUGCCUCUCUUCAAACCCAGUAGCCUGUCGAAACCUAGCCCUGGCGUGGUCACACGCAUGUACAUGGCAGAGGAGGAAGAUCAUGGACGACAUGAAGCUGGCGACUAUUGGUAUGUCUAUGGUACCAGCAUCAUCCCUGUUUCCAAUGCCACGGUGCCGGAGCAGAGCUUCCUACAGGAGCCGGGCGAAUGGGUGAAAGCCCCCGAGAGCCGCCGCGCCAUCGCGCACGUGGUCAUCACCUUGGAGGAUUUCACCAAGUAUGAAUAUCGAGUUCAGCCAGUGAUCUAUCCAUUGCUGUCGCUCUUUUCGCAGCUCUCUGGGGUAGCGGCCCUCUUCUGCUGGGCGUUCUUCAAAAGUCCUAUUCUCAGCCGAAAGAUCCUAGAGGUGGCUGAGGAGGAACCCAAAUCAGAGCAGGGUCCCAAGACACGAAGUCCGCGAAGAUCUGGCCAAAGAGCGACCAGAUAUGAAGGUGAAUAUAGCAGCAUUGCAGAUGCAGAUGAAGAAGAACAACAAUCCUUGCUGGAAGUUGGGGGCGGAGGUCGUGGUGCUUCACUCUUGGAUGGCACUGAGGGGGAGGGUCUUUGAAGUUCUCUGCGGGAUGCUGCA
Molecule: messenger RNA, 1174 nt
Organism: Cladocopium goreaui
Lineage: Eukaryota; Dinophyceae; Suessiales; Symbiodiniaceae
Source: the annotation of a GenBank genome assembly